GUCUUCGCGCCGCUGCCGUCGGCGAACGAGAGCGCCGUCGCGCACACCUGGACGCCCGCGGAGACGCUGAAGCGCUACGGCACGAAGCUCGACGAGGGCCUGAGCGCCGCGGAGGCCGCGGCGCGGCGGUCCGUCUUCGGCGCGAACGUGUUAGUGGCCGCCGCGCGGAAGACGCGGUGGGCCAUGCUCUGCUCCCAGUUCGAGGACCGGCUCGUGCAGAUCCUCGUCGUCGUCGCCAUCUUCUCCGGCGUGCUCGGCGUCGUCGACGCGGAGGAUCCGACGGCGUGGGUCGACCCCGUCGUCAUCUGCCUCAUCCUGCUGAGCAACGCGGCCGUCGGCGUCUGGCAGGAGUCGUCGGCCGACGGGGCCCUCGACGCGUUGAAGAAGCUCCAGCCGGACCGCUGCUGCUGCCGGCGCCGCGGCGCCUGGGACGGCGAGGUGCCCGCGAGCGAUUUAGCGCCGGGCGACGUCGUGUAUUUGCGCGUGGGCGACAAGGUGCCCGCGGACGUGCGGCUACUACAGUUAAGAACGUCGACCUUCGCGACGGACGAGGCGGCGCUGACGGGCGAGUCCUACACGGUCAUGAAAAGCGUCGACGCCGUCGACGACCCGGACUGCCCUCUGGGGACCCGGACCUCGAUGGCGUUCGCGGGCACGGUCGUCACGGGCGGCCACGCGAUCGGCGUCGUCGCGGCGACGGGCAUGGCCACGCAGAUCGGCCGCAUCCAGGCGGGCGUCACGGCGGCGGCGGCGGACCAGCAGAAGACGCCCCUGUCGCAGAAGCUCGACGAGUUCGGCCACCAGCUGACGCUGAUCAUCGGUUCGGUCUGCGCGCUCACGUUCGGCGCGUCCGUCCCGCGCUUCGACUCGCCCAUCUUCGGCUCCAAGCUGCGGGGCGCCAUGCACUACGCCAAGGGCGCCGUCGCUCUGGGCGUCGCGGCGAUCCCGGAGGGGCUGCCGGCGGUGAUCACGCUCUGCCUAUCGUUGGGCACGCGGCGCAUGGCGCAGCGUCGCGUCGUCGUGCGGCGCCUGCCGUCCGUAGAAACACUCGGCUGCACGUCCGUGAUCUGCUCCGACAAGACGGGCACGCUCACGACGAACCAGAUGACGGCCGUGUCCCUGCUCCUGCCCGCGGAGCGGGGGUCCUUCGAGGAAUUGGAGGUCACGGGCCUGUCGUACGACCCGACGGACGGCGAGGUCGUGGGCAGGCCGGAUUUGGCCGAGUCCCACGCGGCGGCCUUCGCGGCGGCGGCGGUCUGCGCGCUCUGCAACGACGCGCAACUCGCCAAGGAUCCCAAGACGGGGCAGUUUGUGCGCGUGGGCGAACCGACGGAGGCCGCGCUCAAGGUCCUCUGCGAGAAGCUCGGCGCGCCGACGUCCCUCGACGCGUCGCCGGAGGCGAAGCAGGCCGGGCCCUGGCACCGCGCGUCCCUGGCCUGGGCCGGGGCCUACGAGCGCACGGCGACGCUCGAGUUCGACCGGGGGCGCAAGUCCAUGUCCGUGGUCUGCAGGCGGCACGGGUCCUACGCGCGCCUCUUCGUCAAGGGCGCGCCGGACAGCGUCCUCGCGCGCUGCUCGCGCGUCCUCGACCCGACGACGGGCAGCCCGCGGAAGCUCGAGGACGGCGAGCGCGCGGAGCUCGCGGCCAGGGUCACGGCCAUGGCCGGCCGGCCGCUGCGCUGCUUAGCGUUGGCCUACACGGACGACCUGCCGCCGGAGCUCCGGGCCUACGAGGGCUCGGACGAGGACGCGGACCUGCCCGCGUGCCUGGCGACGGCGGACGACCACGAAAAGCUCGAGAGCGACCUCGUGCUCGCGGGCGUCGUCGGCAUCCGCGACCCGCCGCGGCCGGAGUGCGCCGCGGCCAUCGCCAAGUGCAAGGCCGCGGGCGUGCGCGUCUUCAUGAUCACGGGCGACUCGCGGGAGACGGCCGUCGCCAUCGGGCGGGAGCUGGGCAUCCUCGACGGCGACGGCGACGGCCGCGCCUGGGAGGGCAACGCGUUCUUCGCCGACGACUCCGAGGAGGCCGAGGCCCAACGCGCGGCGACGCUCGCGCCGGAGCGGGGCAACGGCGUCUUCUGCCGCACGGCGCCCGCGGACAAGCAGCGCAUCAUCAAAUUGUUGAGCGACGCCCACGGCGACGUCACGGCCAUGACGGGCGACGGCGUCAACGACGCGCCGGCGCUCCAGCAGGCGUCGAUCGGCAUCGCGAUGGGCAUCACGGGCACGGAGGUCGCCAAGCAGGCCGCGGACAUGGUCCUCAUGGACGACGACUUCGCGACCAUCGUCGCGGCCGUCGAGGAGGGCCGCGCGAUCUACAAGAACAUGCAGGCCUUCGUGUGCUUCCUCCUGAGCUGCAACUUCGGCGAGGUCGCGACGAUCUUCGGCGCGACGCUCAUGGGUAUUCCGGAUGUGCUCACGCCGCUCCAGCUGCUCUGGGUGAACCUCGUCACCGACGGCCCGCCGGCGACGGCGCUGGGCUUCAACCCGCCGGACCCGGACGCGAUGACGCGGCCGCCGCGCGACUCGGCCGCGCCGAUCCUCACGCCGUGGCUCCUCUGCCGCUACGCGGUCACGGGCGCCUACGUGGGCUUCGCGACGAUCCAGAUCUUCCUGAACCACUUCAAGGACCACGGCGUGUCGCGGCGCCAGCUCGCGCGGUGGGCGUCGUGCGACGUCGACGACGCCGCGUGGGCGACCUUCGCGCCGGUGCUGCCGCCGAACUCCCACGCGAACCCCUGCGCGGCGGCCUUCGGGACGGGCAGCCUGCUCAAGGCCAAGGCGCAGACCCUGAGCCUGUCGACGCUCGUGACCAUGGAGAUGCUCAAGGCGCUGAGCGCGGUGUCGCUCGACCACAGCCUGCUCCGCGUGACGCCGCUCGCGAACAAGUGGCUCCUCGCGGGCGUCGCGCUGCCGACGCUGCUCCACCUGGGCCUGCUCUACGUGCCCCAGCUCUGCGCCGUCUUCGGCCUCGAGGCCCUGUCCUGGGCCGAGUGGGCGACGGUGCUCAAGUUCGCCGCGCCCAUCCUGCUCGUCGAGGAGCUCACGAAGGCCGUCGGCCGCCACCUCGAGGCCAAGGCGCUCCGGGAG
Aureococcus anophagefferens is the source of this 3090-nucleotide messenger RNA. RefSeq lists its product as hypothetical. The transcript has a single exon. The annotation marks the transcript as partial. The record is from RefSeq and is a predicted model, not a curated record. Gene Ontology annotation, cellular component: membrane. NCBI's taxonomy places the organism in Eukaryota, Pelagophyceae, Pelagomonadales, Pelagomonadaceae. Gene Ontology annotation, molecular function: P-type calcium transporter activity; ATP binding; ATP hydrolysis activity. Gene Ontology annotation, biological process: calcium ion transmembrane transport; intracellular calcium ion homeostasis.